Molecule: messenger RNA, 1701 nt
Organism: Rhodotorula toruloides NP11
Lineage: Eukaryota; Fungi; Basidiomycota; Microbotryomycetes; Sporidiobolales; Sporidiobolaceae
Product: amidophosphoribosyltransferase
Exons: 6
Coding region: 1-1701 (566 amino acids)
Biological process (GO): purine nucleobase biosynthetic process; purine nucleotide biosynthetic process
Cellular component (GO): cytoplasm
Molecular function (GO): amidophosphoribosyltransferase activity
Source: RefSeq, a predicted model, not a curated record
AUGUGUGGCAUUCUCGCCGUCCUCCUCGCGAGCCAGAACAAUGUCGCGUCCGAGAUUGCAGAGGGUCUCCAGCUUCUCCAGCACCGCGGGCAAGAUGCGUGCGGCGUGGUCACUUGCGGUCCCAAGGGCCGCUUCUACCAGUGCAAGGGCAACGGCAUGGUUCGCGACCUCCUCGACGCGAAGAACCUGAGCCAGCUCAUCGGCGGUAUGGGCGUCGGGCACGCUCGGUACCCGACCGCUGGUUCCUCUGCGCAAUCUGAGGCGCAGCCGUUCUACGUCAACUCGCCUUACGGUCUCGUCUUUGCCCACAACGGCAACCUGAUCAACACAGAGCACCUCCGCUACUACCUCGACCACUAUGCUCACCGGCAUAUCAACACCUCGUCCGACUCUGAGCUCCUCCUCAACCUCCUCGCCGACGCACUGCAAAAGACGGGCAAGUUCCGCAUCGAUGAGGACGACAUCUUCCGCGCCAUCCGCGAAGUCAUGCAGAUGACCUCGGGUGGGUACGCUUGCACGGCCAUGAUCGCAGGCUACGGGAUCUUUGGUUUCCGCGACCCGAACGGGAUCAGGCCAAUGGGAUGGGCGAAGCGCAAGAGCGAGACGGUGCCGGGCGGAUUCGACUACAUGAUGGCGUCGGAGAGCGUUGUUUGCGAUGCGCUUGGCUAUUCGGACUGGACGGACAUCAAGCCUGGCGAAGCCAUCAUUGUCACGCAGGACGGAGUCAAGACGAUGCAAUGCACACCGGCUCGCACGUUCGCGCCGGAUGUGUUCGAAUACGUCUACUUCGCCCGCCCCGACUCGGUCGUCGAUGGCAUCUCGGUCUACCGCGCACGGAUGGCGAUGGGCGACGCGCUGGCGGCGACGGCGAAGGCUCAGCUCGACAAGGCCGGCAUCAAGGUCGACGUUGUCAUCCCCGUUCCCGAUACUUCCCGCGUUGCCGCCCUCCAGCUUGCGCAGAACCUCAACAUCCCCUACCGCGAAGGCUUCGUCAAGAACCGCUACGUUGGACGCACCUUCAUCAUGCCCGGCCAGGAGCUGAGGCGAAAGAACGUCCGCCGCAAGCUCAACGCGAUGGCCCUCGAGUUCGCCGGCAAGAACGUCAUGAUCGUCGACGACUCGAUUGUGCGCGGGACAACCUCGAAGGAGAUUAUCGUCAUGGCGCGCGAGGCGGGCGCCAAGAAGGUCAUCAUGGCUUCUUGCGCUCCUCCCAUCCGCUACCCUUGCGUGUACGGCAUUGAUAUGCCGAGUCGCCAUGAGCUCGUCGCACACGACCGCACGGAGGACGAAAUCGCCGAGUACAUCGGCGCCGACCACAUCAUCUUCCAGACACUCGACGACCUCGUCUCCAGCUGCCAGCGCCUCAACCCCUCCAUCGAGCGCUUCGAGUGCUCCGUCUUCAACGGCGAGUACGUCACCGGCGGCGUCGACGAGGCGUAUCUCUCGCACAUCGAGGGCCUUCGCAACGACAACGCGAAGAGGAAGGCCGGUCAGCAGGGUGCCGGGCCCGCGCUCGUCAACAUCAACGGCGCCAACGCCUCGAACGUCGUUCUCGCAAGCCAACCGCUGGGCGACGUGACCGGUGGCGGCGAGGUCGCUGGCGGUGGCGACAUCAGCCAGGUCGUCGGCCUUUCGAACGAGAAUGCAGGUGAGGCGAAGGAGUCGCCCAGUAUCGUCGUUGGCCUCGACAACCAGCGAUAG